Spodoptera exigua (beet armyworm) is the source of this 2462-nucleotide messenger RNA. The record is from the annotation of a GenBank genome assembly. NCBI's taxonomy places the organism in Eukaryota, Metazoa, Arthropoda, Insecta, Lepidoptera, Noctuidae.
AUGGUGCGGACCGAGAGAAACUGGGACGCCGUCUCCUCCUUCUGUGAAGCAGUUAUGCUCGCAAAGAGGGAGGCGGCCGGAGCAAUCCUCCUCCUCACGCCCCAGCCACUGCAACAGGCGAGGCUACGGGCGUCGGGGAUCAAUCAAAGGACGAUCUCCGGCCACCUUAAGCGCGGGUCUGCGGUCGCAGAACCAGGCCCGAGAGUACGGCGCGUAGCGUUCCGCGCGCGCCUCAAAGAGCCAAUAGACCACCACAGAUGGGUCCCUGUAGGGCUGAUGUUCAGCUGUGGUUGCGGGAGCGGCGCUGAUCUCAUACCAUCAGAUGACCAGUCCGCUCGUUUGCCUCCUGUCACAAAAAAAAAACUAUCUGGCGAAGUCAACACAAGCCCCUGCGAAUCAGAAUCAACAUCAAACUCUCCACCGUCGCUGCUACAGGAUGCGACAUUGCCAGCUCUCUUAGUUUCUGGAGCAUCCACGUUAUUCCAGAACACAACCACGACCACCAACACAGCGUUGAGUUUAUCAGCUGUUGACAGCUUAUGCUUGCCUGGUGGUGUAAAGAGCGAGGUCCGUAGCCCGGGCCUUUGCGAAGCAGACGUGGCGCUGUACGGCGAAACGCUGCCGUACGACCAGUCCACGCUGCCCUACCAGUAUUAUAAUAGCAUGCAGCAAUAUGGUAGCGGCAGCGCGGCCUCGUCGUACGUCAGCUCGUCGCUGUACAACCAGCCUUACGGCGCGUACCCACCACAACACAACACUACCAACAGGUCAUCAUGCAAAGCGACGCCGACGUAUUUGAGUGCUUACGGCGUGAGUGGAGUCAGUGGAGUGCCUAGCACUGGCUUUGGUACGCAGCCAUCACCUUACGCCUAUUCUUCGUACAAUGGGGGAUUGGCGCAAUCUUUUCCUACCGCACAACAGGACUACAGCAGUUAUGCGGCAGGAUACGCGGACCACAAUGUGGCCCAAUACAGCGGAUACUACGCUACACCUAGUUAUUCUCCUUACGUCAGCUCGCCAAGCAGCAGCGGCAGUGCGGGGCACACUUCAUAUCAUUUAGGAGGAGCUUUAUCAGGGUUUUUGGUGCUCAAAAUAAUGAAUAAGGAGAACGAAAAUUUUCACAAUAAUAAGCGAAGGAAACUAGAUGAAGAUGCCUCGGAAUCGCGUUACGAUGAUUCGGAUUACUGGCCAGAUACAGAUAGUGACGAUGAAUCUCCAUCAUCAAUGCUGCCAUCAAUAAAUGACACAAGUCCCCUGUCACCAAUCAAAACAGAAGUACAUGCAGCUAGCCGAAGAUGUAGAGAGAAUUCAGGGGAAAGCACAGCAUCUCGAUCCCGAGGUCGUGGCAGGCGCAAUACUUCCUCGUCUCCCGCACAGCAUGUACCAGAGCCAGCUACUGACAGAGUCUUCAUCUGGGACCUAGACGAGACUAUCAUCAUUUUCCAUUCACUUCUCACCGGGACUUACGCAACUAAGUACAAUAAGGACACGCAACAAAUAGUUCAAUUGGGAUUUAGGAUGGAAGAGAUGAUUUUUAGCUUAGCAGAUACACACUUCUUCUUCAAUGAUGUUGAGGAUUGUGACCAGGAGCACAUAGAUGCAGUGGCGGCCGACGAUAACGGACAAGAUCUCUCAGCGUAUAACUUCGCGGCAGACGGGUUCCACGCCGGCGCCGCACCUAACACGGGCUUAUGUGCGCCUGGUGUACGGGGCGGCGUAGACUGGAUGAGGAAACUCGCUUUCAGAUACAGAAAAAUUAAGGAUACAUACAAUAAUUAUAGAAAUAGUGUUGGUGGUCUGCUGGGCCCAGCUAAACGGGAGCAAUGGUUGCAACUACGCGCCGAGCUAGAACAGGCGACGGACAACUGGCUCACACUCGCCUGCAAGUGUCUCAAUAUGAUUAACUCUAGAGAGAACUGCGUAAACGUGUUGGUGACGACGACACAGCUAGUACCAGCGCUGGCGAAAGUUCUAUUGUUCGGCCUGGGAGGAGUCUUCCCCAUAGAAAACAUAUACUCCGCUACUAAAACCGGCAAAGAGACUUGCUUCGAAAAAAUAAAGCAGCGGUUCGGAGAAAGAUGUACGUACGUCGUUAUCGGUGACGGGCAAGAUGAGGAGGCUGCCGCCAAAGCAAAGAACUACCCAUUCUGGAGGAUAUCCAGCCACUCAGACAUCGCGGCCCUCUACAACGCGCUAGACAUGGGCUUCUUAUGAUCUACUGGUACCCUGGUACUCGGGCUAUACAAAACAGUUACUUUUGCAACAUUUUCAAACAGGAAAGACAUUAUUUUUGCUAUUUUCAGAGAGAUAUUAAUUAUUUUAUUGAUAUUAUUAUCCAUUUUGCCGAUUGAAAAUGAAAUAGAAAGUUAUAUUUAGUGUAAAUAUUUAUUUAGUACUAGCAGAAGUUUUGUUUACAUUUUUGUACAAAAGUUCAACUUCCUAUUGUCUGAUGCUGUCCUAGU